AUGACUUAUUUCAAAUACAAGGGGUUCCAAUUUGCUCACCUUUUGGUGUCCGUGGAAACACUCAGCUAUGUGGAAAAUGAACUCCAACUGUUGGAUGAUGAUAUAGUGAAUGUCACUUACCCCAAGUCAGGUCAGUGGUGCAAUUAGGUAAACAGACUUUUGCUUUAGACUUAAAGUAUCCACUAAGCCUGCCAGGUAUGUUUGUUUUUGACAUACCGUAUUUUUCGCUCUGUAACACGUACCUGACCAUAACACGCACAUCGUUUUUAGAGGAGGAAAACAAGGGGGGGGGGAAUUCUGAAGAAACAGUGGAUGUAUCAUUUUUGUGCCUCAUGCUGUGGCCACAGACAUGUGAUCUGAUGGUGAAUUUGGGGUGACCCAAUGCAAAAAUCCUGAGAAUCCCUGUGGAUCCAUGCUUUGUAACCACGUUUUUGCACCAUUGUGGCCCCAGGCAACAGCGGGUGCGUGAUUUUUUUGGUGCAGGCUGUAGCCAUGGACAUGCUAUGUGAUCUGAUGGUGAAUUUGGGGUGACCCAAUGCAAAGAUCCUGAGGAUCCAUGUGGAUCCAUGCUUUGUAACCACGUUUUUGCACCAUUGUGGCCCCAGGCAACAGCGGGUGCGUGAUUUUUUUGGUGCAGGCUGUAGCCAUGGACAUGCUAUGUGAUCUGAUGGUGAAUUUGUGGUGACCCAAUGCAAAGAUCCUGAGGAUCCAUGUGGAUCCAUGCUUUGUAACCACAUUUUUGCACCAUUGCAGCCCCAGGCAACAGUGGGUGCGUGAUUUUUUUGGUGCAGGCUGUAGCCAUGGACAUGUAAUGUGAUCUGAUGGUGAAUUUGGGGUGACCCAAUGCAAAGAUCCUGAGGAUCCAUAUGGAUCCGUGCUUUGUAACCACGUUUUAAGUGGGGAGGGAAGGAAAAACACAGAAGGGACAAGGAGCACAAGAGGGGUGUGCAGAGAAGCAGCUGGCUAAGAAUGCAGGAGAGGGAUUUAACGGGAGAAAGGAAAGAAAGGCAAAAGUUUCCCCCCACCCAGCCACCCAAGCCAGCCCUCUCUCUCUCUCUCUCUCCCACCUGCAUGUUUUCCAGCUGCCUGCGAGUCCCUAAAAUGCUUCCCUGGACGCAGCAGCACUGGAGCACGGAGAGGAACAGCUUCCUCUCUCGCGCGAUCAGAUUUUUGCCUGAUUUUUGCCCCUGCGCUCGGGACAGUCGGCUCCAGGGACCACACAUUUGUUCAAUAACACGCACAGACAUUUUCCCUUACUUUUUAGGAGAAAAAAUCUGUGUGUUAUAGAGAGAAAAGUACGGUAAGUCAUGAACAACCACCAUGUAGCUGCAUCAUCAUCAUCAUCAUCAUCAUCAUAUAUAAAAAAAUUAAAAAAUAAUUAAUUAAAUAAAUACAUAAAUAAUUUAUUAUUUAUACCCUGCCCAUCUGGCUGGGCUUCCAUAGCCACUCUGGGUGGCUACCAACCAAAUAGUAAAAUACAUCAAACAUUAAAAGCUUCCCUAAACAAGGCUGCCUUCAGAUGUCUUGUAAAAGUUUGGUAGUUGUUGUUCUCUUUGACAUCUGGUGGGAGGGCUUUCUACAGGGUGGGCGCCACUACCAAGAAGGCCCUCUACCUGGUUCCCUGUAACUUGGCUUCUGGCAGGGAGGGAACCACCAGAAGGCCCUUGGUGCUGGACCUCAGUGUCCGGGUAGAACGAUGGGGGUGGAGACGCUCCUUCAGACAUACUGGACCGAGGCCAUUUAGGGCUUUAAAGGUCAGCACCAACACUUUGAAGUGUGCUUGGAAAUGCACUGGGAGCCAAUGUAGGUCUUUCAAGACCGAUAUUAGGUGGUCUUGGCGGCUGCUCCCAGUCACCAGUCUAGCUGCUGCAUUCCGGAUUAGUUGUAGUUUCUGGGUCACCUACAAAGGUAGCCCCACGUAGAGCGCACUGCAGUAGUCCAAGUGGGAGAAAACUAGAGCAUGCACCACUCUGACAAGAUAGUCCGUGAUGGAGCUGGUAGACAGCUGUCCUGGACACAGAAUAGACAUAGACAGCUGUGAGGCCAAAAUGACUCCCAGGCUGCGCACCUGGUCGUUCAGGGGCACAGUUACCCCAUUCAGGACCAGGGAGUCCUCCACACCCGCCCGCCUCCUGUCCCCCCAAAACAGUACUUUUGUCUUGUUAGGAUUCAACCUCAAUUUGUUAGCCGCCAUCCAUCCUCCAGCCACCUCCAGACACUCACACAGGACCUUCACCGCCUUCACUGGUUCUGAUUUAAAAGAGAGGUAGAGCUGGGUAUCAUCUGCAUAUUGAUGGACACCCAGCCCAAACCCCCUAAUGAUAUCUCCCAGCAGCUGCAUAUAGAUGUUGAAGAGCAUGGGGGAGAGGACAGAACCCUGAGGCACCCCACAAGUGAGACCUUGGAGUCAUCUUCGAUAGCUCAAGGAAGAUGUUGACCCAGUGUGCAGUGGUUGUGAGAAAAGCAGAUUCCAUGCUGGUGAUCACUAGGAACGGAAUGAAAAUAAAACUGCUGCUAACAGCAUGCUGCUCUCUACUUUCCCAUAGGCUUCUGGGAGAAACAGGAUGCCAGACUCAAUGGGUCAUUGGCAUCAUCCAGAAGGCUAUUCUUCUGUUCUCAUUUGUGCCACACUCAACAAAAAAAUAUAGUCAAUUUCACCACGGUAAACCAUUCCAAAAUUUUGGGGAUCUUGCCCCAUAGGAGGGUGCUGAAUAGCUAGCAUAUGAUGAAGAUCCAUUCAAAUUCUUAUGUUCCUCUAAUUGCUUUUGCAAGGGCCAAAGAUUAACGCACAGUGACUUACUGGUGGAUUUCCUCCUAGGUACUCAUUGGAUGUCGGAGAUCUUGAGCUUAAUCCAGAGUCAAGGGGACCCUUCAUGGGUUCAGAAGGUACCACUGUGGGAAAGGGCACCCUGGAUUGAGUUGGACGAACAUUUGAAGAUUGCCUUGAAAAAUCCUUCCCCAAGGAUCCUGAAUACUCACCUGCCAUUCCAGCUUUUCCCCAAGUCCUUCCUCCACUCCAAGGCCAAGGUAAGAGAGGAACAAUGGACACAUCAAGACUGCCUUUGACUCCUGUCUUUUUGACACACAGAUGUGGGGGAUUUGAGAACACUUGACACAGCCUCUUUACAGGAGGAUGCUAUUUUUUGUACUAGAGAAUGGGGAGAAGUACUGGGAAUCUCCUUAGAAGUUUCGUGAUUGUGGAAGAACUUGAAUUAGACAUGGUCCACAUGCAUAGUCAGUCCAGGUCCUCACUGGAGGCGUCCCUUGUUUCCAUGUCAGGUUUUAUUUAUAAUGCCUUCAGUUUGCUGCCACAAUCUGCCUAAUGUUAGCGUUGGGCUGCCUGGGCCCUCCCUAAAUGUGGCCCUGCCUUUGUUACAGGUCAUCUAUACUCUGCGUAACCCUAGAGAUGUGAUGGUUUCAAGCUACCACUUCAUCAAAGGCUUCAAAGAAUGGAAGGAUGCUGGGACUUUGGAAGAGUUCAUGGAGAGAUUCCUGAGUGGGGAAAGUAUGGAAGGAGGCAAAUCAGCCACUCCUGUUUGGUGUGACCCAGCAACAGUGAUACGGAAUAUCAGAAUGUAUAUAUUUUUAGCUAACGCAACAGUCCUAUCAGAGAACUAUAAUUCCCAGUUGGAUACAUGGAGAAGGGGAGAAAUGGGGAGAGGUCCUAAAUUUGUUAUUUGAUUUCAAAAUAAAUCAAUAAAUGCCCAUUCAAAUGGGCGAGAAAGGCACUAAAAUGAGAAUAGGGUGAAACUUAAGGAAAGUCCUUAACACCAACAAGACAAUAGAUCAGAAUCGAUGAUAGCAGACAUUUCUCACUGCUGGCAGAAAGAAAAAGAAACCUUAAUGGAGAAAGCCCAUUAAAUUGUAAGAUUGUUGACUCAUUCAAACCUUUACUUCUCUUGUAUGUGGAUAAUGUCAGUAGAUAGAUCAGUCAGCAGGUGGCAUUGGACUCAGGGUAGCAUUGAAGUCUCCUGUUACUGAUUUUGUUCUUAAGGGAUAAUGCAGUUAUUUUCCAAGUUCCUGACUGAUGUUUCCUCUACAUCUACAAUAGCAUUCUCUACUCCUCCCCACAACUCCUUACAUUUCACCCUUGCUUCCCCUUUGCUCUUCCAGUAGAUUAUGGUUCCUGGUUUGACCAUGUGAAAGGCUGGGUGGAGAUGAAGGAGAGAGCCAACAUCUUCUUUAUCACCUAUGAAGAACUACAGCAGGUAAAGGUCCAGUUUUAACUGUGUUGACCUGCAGCCCCUAUUCUGAUAUUAUUCACACAUGAAGGUGCCUUCUUUUUUGAAAGAUUCUACCAAUAUUGGCCAGAAAGGGAUUCUGAGCAUGUGCAAAAUUCGGUGCUACCUCUACAUACACUGCAUAUCAUGUGCAGAGUACAUUUCCUUAUUUCUACAUUGGAGCAGAUGUGACAAUAACCUGCUUUUCUGCUGCAAAGGUAAUGUCUCUUGGUAACUCAGGUGCCCCCUGUAUUCGGUACUGGCUGAGGAGAGGUGGAGACAGAGUGGCUUCUGCAAGGUGAUAACAGCAAAUUCCACAUCCUCAAGACAUUCAUUUUGCCCAAAGCCAAUUCCGACAUAAGGAGGAGGUGCAGUUGCGGGCUCACGACCCCAAUAACUGUGCGGGGCCGGCUUUAGCCCCACAUGACCUGGGGAAUCCUUGGGCCGCGUCAGCCCCAGGGCCAGCGAAUCGGCUGGCCCCGGGGGUGUGGCCUGGGUCAUUUAAUUCCCGUGCGGCCCCGGGAUCUCCCCUUUUCGUCCUCGCAUUCCGGUAAAGAUUUCUGGGGGGGCGUUGCCUCGUCCAAAACCUAUGGAGGUCAGGGCCUAAAGCAUGCCCCUGAGCGGUGACCCCUCAGGGUUCCUAGUGGUGUACAUCUCAGGGCUCCCCCUACUGAUGUUAACCCUUUACGGUUUUCAUGCUAACAGGCUGAAGCAGGAUAGUCUGAUAGGACCAAUGCCUAAAGCCAAUACCGCUCUUACCUGUAACCAAUAAAGUUGUGGUCAUUUUUUGCCCAUUAACCUAAACUAAUGGUGUCCUGUGUCUUCAUUUAUUCCAACUGGUGGGAGGCGGGAAUAGCCAUGCAAUGCACAUUGCAUACUGGUACUCAUGCUCUCUGUGUGCCACCUGAUGAAGGGCAAGCUCUCUACAUCACAUGAGGAUUCACAGCCAUUUGCUUUUCCCUUCUGCAGGACCUUCGAGGCAGCGUGCAGAAGAUCUGUCAUUUUCUUGGCAAGGAGCUGAACAGCCAACAAAUUGAAUCUGUGGUGGAAAACGCCUCCUUCCACAAGAUGAAGGACAACAAGAUGUCCAACUUUUCCACAACACCAGAGAACCUUUUUGACCAUACAAAAGCAACGCUCAUGAGGAAAGGUAAUAACAUUGGAGUGCCAAGGAAUAAGGCCACAAUGUUGCAUGCCAGGGGUGAAGAACCUCUUCUUUUUCUGUGGAUGUUUGAAUGUCUCACAGAAAAAGUCUAUCAGCAACCAGUCAAUAGAGCGUAGAGUCAGAGCUGACUGUGAACACAGUUUGCAGGUCCCGAAGGGGGUACAGUUUGCAGGAUUGUAUACCUUCCUCUCUGUGCAACAUCCCAUCUACGUCUAUCUAUUUCAUGUGUGUCCAGAUCUAAAUAAGAAAUUAUUCUGAAAGAGGCAGUCUGGAGAACAAGGGUGUUUCUGCACGAUUUUGAGUCCUGGAUAAUGCUGGGGACUCCCUGAAUAUAGGUUGCAGAUUCUCUAGGCCAUCAAGAAACAGUAGUUGCCUCAGAGUUGUUUAUGCUAGAUUUGGCAGAUUCUGUGCCUUUCACAUCAAUUUGGAAAGCAAGCAGAAAUUCAGCAGACAGAGCAACAGGCACACAGUUCAUGGAGCUCUCUGUGGUGCAAUAAGAAAACAUGUCUGGAUGAGACACCCAGCUGGUCCAGGUACCCAACAUGCAUGCAUUAGUGCUGCUGGAAAGCCAGAUCAGGAGGGUGGGAAUGGUUGGGGAGGGGCUCAGGGCAAGCAGUCAGGGGGCAUGUUCUUUCCCCCCUAAUGUCAGCAUAUUAUGUGCCCUUCACAUUUAUUUGGAAAGCAAGCAGAAAUUCAGCAGUUAAACCAUUCCAAAUCUCUGCACGUAUACUUUCCUGAGUCCUAUGCUAUAGGGCCACAGAGUCUGAGUUCUCCAUCUCUAAAGCUGCAAAGGGAACCUAACUGAAUGGUUUUUCACCUCAAAGUGGUUAAAAUGGAUGUGAGAACAAAGUGCCCCACUGUGCCCUCAUUGACUGGUGGCUGUUCAUGAGAGAAAGCUUGGUAUGGAGGUCCUUGAGGCAAGCUUUUAUGUCAUGUGCAAUCUGAGGUGGUACCGUCCUCUAACAAGAACGGACCAUGCCAGAGAUGGCAUGUUUGCCUCAUAAUCAGAAGUGGUAAAUGCGUAGAGAGCAAGCAGGACCCAUUGCAUUUUCUGCCAGAUGUGCUGGAAAGGCUACAGUUCUUCAUUCCACAUACAGAUGCUGACGGGAUUUGCUGCUGCAUCUAAACAGCGAAAGAACAGUGUCCUCCAUUUUACCUGAGGGCAAUAGGCUUUUAAGGGACAGACAUUGUAGCUCUACAGCUCAGCACUGCUUACUAAUGCCUGAGCAUGAGAAAGAAAAGCUCUAAUUUGAGCUGAAGUAAUUUCAGGUGAACUUGUUUGUGGUUGGCAUUUGCUCUUGUGUUGUUCCAGGGAUCUCUGGAGACUGGAAGAACCACCUGACAGUGGCGCAGAGUGAACGCUUUGACCAUGCUUAUUGGGAGAACAUGCGUGGUGUGAAUAUGACCUUCCCAUGGGACUGAAGAAUCCCAGAUUGUUGCUCCUGCUGUUCUCCACAUUCUUAUGUAUCAGAUGGAUUGGGUAUUUUCUGCUGAAUAAACAGAUACCUGAUCAGGAAUGGUACAGUUGCUGUUAUUUGUUUUUUGUUUACUAAAUCACAAUGUGGCUUUAGAGCUCAGAGGUCUCACUGCGUCAGCUGAGACUGAGACAUCCCUUGUACAUCGCCUUCAUAGACCAGAUAAUGGCCUUCAAACUCUUCACACUGCUCAAGAUAGGAUGUCCACCUAAGCUUCACAAGAUGAUUUUCUACUUCCAUGAAAACAUGCCCAGGUCCAUCCAAUAUGAAGGCUCAUCCUCAAUAUGAGGCUCAUCCUGUUUGUAUUCUUUUUUAAAAUGCAUGUACUGCUGUUAGAAAAGUUCCUCUUUGAAUGCUAAAGAGCAGGGUAAACUGAAUAAAUUUAUAUAAUGGGUUAGAGACUGGCUAAAUGAAUAUUUAUCUGUUCAUUCCUAAAAAUAUUUAUAUACCACUGUAUCAUAAAACUAAACAGUAAAAUCACAAAAAGCUAAGAACAAGUUAAAAAACAAACAAAAAAUAAUUAAAAACAAACAGCAACAGACCAUAGCAGGAAAUGUACUCUUAAUGGCCUGCACUGGCCUGGCGCAACAGAGAAUUUUCAAGCAGGCCUUUAAAAGGUGGCACAAAAGGCUCCUACUGAAUCUCUGUUGCCAAGGGGUUCCACAGGGCAAGGCCAAUGACACCGAAAGCUCGGUUUCUUGUCAAAUGAGACACACCAACUCAGGAAACAACUGAAGAUAUUCCUGCAGAUGAUCUCAGUGAUUGUGCUGGAUUAUAAGGUUUCAGGUGAUCCCGGACGUAUCCUGGACCAGGUUGUUCAGGGCUUUGUAAAUCAAUGCAAGAACCUUGAACCUGGCUCAGUAGCAGAUGAGCAGCCAGUGCAGCUGUUUUAACAGUGGGGUCACAUGUUCUCAACCAGAAGCUCCCGUUAGCAAUAUGGCUGAAGCAUCCUGCAGCAGCUGGAGUUUCUGAACCAGACCCACAGGCAGCCCCACAAGGAACACAUUACAGUAAUCUAGCCUCAAGGGUACCAGUGCGUGAACUACAGUGGACAUGCUAUAGACUGGGGCAAAAGCUAUUCUCAGCUGGCAUGCUGCUUGAAGAAAAGUGGGAAGAGCAAAGACCAGAAGAAAAAGAGGAGAAGAGGCAGCCAGUGGUGGAAAGUUCUUCACAAGUUGAAUUGCAGGCUGAUUCAGGCCUAUUCCAGUGACCGGGGGGUGGGGGGGGGCAGGGAUCUGUGCUGAGUCAGGUUGAGGCAGCCCAGGAUUUCAGAGUGAUCCCCAAGGAGCUUAAUUGUGCACCCUUCCUCAAAUUGCCUUUAUCAUGCGGAGUGAGAAGGACGGUAAGCUUCUUUUACGUAUGAACUGACAGAAACAGCAGCUUCGUGUCACCAGACACAUAUAUGUUAUCCACUCCAUAGUCUGGUACAUGUUAUCCACUCCAUAGUCUGGUACUUGAUUUUUGCACCACUGGCAGGGACCAGUUUUCUUAACCCCUAAGUUUCUUCAGUGAAAGCGCUGAGGAAGCAGGUCUGAGCAGAGCUGAAUCCUUGCAUAACAGCUGGUGAGCAGCGGACUUUGUCUGGAGGGCUGGAAAAUGCUCCUUCGCAAGUGACUCUCCUAGCAGGAUCGAACCCCCUCCCCAUCUAUGAAUGUGGGAGGUGUGUGUGUGGGGGGGGAGAGAACACACCUUCCCCCUUGACUAAAUGUUUAAGUCUUGCUCUGUGAGCCAGGAAAAGAAGGAAGCUCCAGAUUCGAAUGGAAGUGAGCAUGGCCUGUGUCUUUCAGAAGCAAGCCUAGUCUGGAAUAGAAACUCCCCUCUCUGGUUGGCAGUGGUUUCAUCCAAAGUUCAUUCGCACUUUCAUCUCAUCUAUGUAGGAAGUGCAUGCUAUGCUGAGUUGUUGAUCUUCUGCUGACAGAAAAAUAUACCUGCUGAAGUUUCCCUCAUUCCUCCUGCUUCCUGAUAUUACUGCAGACUCUUUGCAAGGUUUCCUCACACAGUAAGUAUCUUUCCCAGACCCACAGGAUGCUCCAGUAGCUGCUGAAUUAUAAAGACUGCUCCUGUUUCCUUCCUGUAUUCAAGGUUUGAUUACGUUCUUUCAGAUCAUCUCAACCUCAUUUUUCUCCCUUGAUGAAUUCUUCCCCAGUUGCCUUCUCCCUUUUCCAGAUUCCCUCUUUCCUUUUCCAGAUUGGAACAUGCAUGGGUUUUAAAUUGACUGCUAUAUUCUAUAAAUGUAGCAGUGGAAGAAAGACAGGACAACAGGUCCAUCCACUGGCUCUUCUGAGAGACCUGCUCCUCCUGGCUCCUCUCCUCCCUGAACUGUCUGCUAUUGGCAGUCCUCCACCUGUUGAGAGAGAAGGGAGAGCAAUGCCUCUGCUGAGGGACCCUCUUCAUUUCACUUCUCUUCUUCCCAAACAAUUUGGUAAUCAAUUUCAGAUCUUUGAAGCUUUACAUAUGGGUUUUCUUUCCCCUUUCCUUUGGAUUGUCUUUUGAGAUUUUAAGGCUGUGAGUGGGGACUCUUUGCUCUGCUCUUGGUUUGCCGCUGUUACGUAAAGCUGUUCUGGACAUGUUUGCAGCUACUGAGCAAGUGGAAUGCUGUAAAUCAAUAAUGAGUAUCAAGCGUUUCAUAUACAGGCAAAAGUUCACCUCACCUGGCCUCAUAUUGGCAGAAGCAGGAAAGAGGAAAGACUAUUUUGCACUUCAGGUAAACAGUGUGGGAGUAGCCCCAGAAGCAGUUGUGCAUGUGUGUGUAUGGAGGGGUGUGUGUCUUUUUUUAGGCAGGUGUGGCUGUGAUGUAACACUCUCUUCUUGCGUAAACUGAUUUUCCUCCAGUUGAUGCAUAGUGGCAGUGAUCCAGUGGAGGUGAAUGGGGCCUAUUUCCUCAUGGAAGUGAAGGUGAUUAGAGUUUAUUGUGUGACGAUUUUUUUUUUAAAAUGAUAUUUAUUCCAAGUUUAGGAUUACAAAGAAGAAAAGAAAAACCAUACAAAAUAAAAUAAGCAAAUAACAAAAAACAAACAGUAAAGAAGACUUAACAAAAAAAUAAAGAUGAGACUUCCGGUUGGUGCCAGCAGCAAUGGCUGACCUCCUUUGAAGUUCGGAGGGGGUAGCUCAGCGGGAGAUCGGGUCCUGUGCGCUCCGGCGAAGCGGGGACCCUCAGAAAUCGCAGGCGCGGACGCCUGCGAACGUGGAGGCUCGGCGGGCACCCUGAAGCGCCCCCAACCUGAAAAGAAGCCUUUUGGGGCUUCGGAAGGGAGCGGGGGAGAGAAGCGCGGUGCUGCGAGCGGAUCGCUGCUCCCGCUGAGCGAAGCCGCGUUGCCGUUGCUGGAGAGCGCUGACUUAUUCCUGGGAAAUUCGGACUUAAAACUAACCGUGAGUAGAGGAAUUGGACAAAAGAGUAGAAUUUGGACUAAUUUGGAACUUUGGCAAAAAGCGGAAAAGUUUAAAGCUUUUAAAAAUGGCUGAAUUGGCUACCGCGGUGGAAGCUUAAACAGGAAGUCGGCUUCACUGCAUUGUAUAAAGAACAAAGCAAAGAGAUUUGGAGCUAAACGUGAAGAGCUGAAUUGAAAUAAGUGUAAUCUUCUGACCUGAGGACUUUGGAGGGAUCUACCCUUAGGAGAGUUAAGGGAAAGACUUUUGAUUUUACAGGAUUGUUUAAACUGAAAGACUAAAUGAGUGAUCUGUCACUCAGCUGUCAAAGCUGUCAAAAUUGCUAAAGCUGUUUGCUGGCUGCAAAGGAGAUACAGAGUGGCCAAUUUUACUGAGAAAAGACUGGAAAAGACUGAAAAGUUAUAUUGUGGCUUUUACUUUGGACUCUUUUUCUCCUCUUACUUAGUAUCUUUCCCUUGUUGUUUUAAAAGACAGUAACUUGUUAAGUGGCAACAGUGUCCAUCUAGUGGGACUUUCUGUAACUGCAGGAAAGGAAAGGAAUUUUCCAAGUAUAAACAGGAAGAGUGGACGUGGGAAAGUAACCUGACCUUCACUCUGUUAUGGCUGAUGGUUUUAAGGACCAGUCAACCUUGAGAUCAGGGAAACCUUGGACACAUAGAAGGCAAUCAUCUGCUGGUCUGCCUACAUCGGCAACACAAUCUAAGCUUGGUGGAAUGUCGGAGGAAUUUUUAGCUAGUGCUCUGUCUAAGAUUAAUGAUUCAAUACAGCAGCUAUCUACAAAAGUGGGAGAGACGAACAGGAAGGUGGAAGAGACCAGUCAGAAAGUGGAUAUUGCAAACAGGAAAAUUGACCUAAAUACAGAAACAUUAGGCAACUUGGAGAAAAAAGUAAACAGCAAUACGGAAUCUAUCCAGAAAUUGCUGCAAGACUCAAAGUCAAUACAGGAAAAAACUGCUGCUGUAGAGUUUAAAUUGGGGCAGUUGGAAACUGAAAAAGUACCAGACAUACAGAAAGAGAUCGCAGAACAUAAGCUAACGUUAUCUAUGAUAGACCUCAGAGACAAACAAACGAAUCUCAGAAUCAGAGCUGUUCCUGAGUUGGAGAAAGGUACUUUGAUAGACUUUUUGACACAAGAAUUUCUGGACUUUUGGAAAUCGGAAUUGAAACAAGAGGAUUUUAAGAUCGUGAGGGCCUUUCGAUUGGGGAAAGGAGGAAGAAAGAUUAAAAUAAGGGACUGUUUGAUUACUCUUCGAUCUAAGGAAGAAAGGGACAAAAUUUUGGGUGUACAUUAUGAAAACCCUUGACAAUUAUACAAUCAAAAGUUGAAAUUUUUAAAGAUAUACCAAAACAUCUUCUUGAUUUAAGAAAGGAUUUUGGAGACUUGGUGGACUUGUUGAAAAAAUAAAAUUCUUUUCAGGUGGGAAUUUCCCCAAGGCCUAUCCUUUAGUUUUAAGGGAAGAAAGACCAAGAUCAGAUCAGUGGAGGAAAAGAACAAGUUCCUGAGUGCAUACGAAGAAGACCUACUGAAAGGACUGGGAAAAGACAUUGCGAUACCGGACAAGAGUCAGCAAAAAAAAGGGAAACCAACGCCACCGACAGACAUAGACAAUCUUCUUGGGGCUGCUGGAGGAGAAGGAGAGUAGUUACAAAAUGACACUACAAAUUUUAAGCUGGAACAUUAAUGGUCUAAAUUCGUCGGCUAAAAGGGGAAGAGUAUUUCAUACAUUGAAAAAAGAACAUUUGGACUUGAUCUGUUUACAAGAGACUCAUGUGACAAGGCUGCAUCGGAAAAUUUUGAUAAAUAAAAGAUUGGGAGAGGAAUUUAUUUCAUCGGACAAUGUUAAAAAAGAGGGGUAGUACUUUAUGCGAAGGAAAGCCUGUCACCAAAAUUCAUAUUUAAAGAUGAUCAAGGAAGAUAUAUAGCAAUUGAAAUUCAAUUCCAAGGACAGAAAUUCUUGAUAUUAGGUGUAUAUGCACCAAAUGAGGGAAAAUCAGAAUUCUUCAAGAAAUUGCAUGAAACUCUCUUGGACUAUUUGGAUUACAAUAUCAUCUUGAUGGGAGACAUGAAUGGAGUAGUGUCUACAAAUAUGGACAAGGCCCAAAGACAAACAGUGACAAAAGAUGGAAGACUACCAAAGACAUUCUUUGAAAUGACUGACAAUAUGGAUCUUGUGGAUAUUUGGCGAACAAAGAACCCCUUGGAAAGAGAAGGAACCUUCUUCUCUGAAGCAAAUAUGACAUGGACAAGAAUAGACCAAAUCUGGAUAACUAGAGGACUGGCUCCUAAAAUUAAAAAAGCAGUGAUUUGUCCGAAAAUCUGCUCCGAUCACAAUCCAGUAAAGAUUGAAAUGACAUCAAUGCCAAUUGGGGCCUUUAGAUGGAGGAUGAAUGACUCCCUAUUUAGGAAUGAGGAAAUUGUUAAAAAGGCUCAAAAAAAUUUGAGAGACUAUUUUGAAAUAAAUUUGAAUACUACGAUAGAAAAAAGAGUGAUUUGGGAUGCUAGUAAAGCGGUGAUGAGAGGAUUCCUGAUACAACAAAAUGCAAUUAGGAAAAGAUACCAAAAUGAGAAGAGAGAAAAAAAUCUUGGAGAAAAUAAAGGAUGGAGAAAAAAGACUGAGAGCGAAACCGAACUCACAGGAGAUUUUAAAAGAAAUAAAGCUAUACCAAGUACAGUAUAUGAAAUUGAUGAAUCAGGAGAUAGAAUGGAAGAUUAAACAGAUGAAACAAAAGACCUUCGAAUCGGCAAAUAAAUGUGGGAAGUUAUUGGCCUGGCAAAUGAAGAAAAGACAAAAGCUGAAUACAAUCACGAACUUGGUUGUAGAAGGAAAGAAUAUACAGAAUCCUGGAGAGAUUCGGAAGUGCUUUCAGAACUAUUUCAAACAGCUAUACACGCAGGAGACUCAGAAAGAUUUAGACAUUGACCGAUUUUUGGAAAAUAAUGGAUUACAAAAAAUAUCUCAAGACAGUAAAUCAAUAUUAAAUUCGAUUAUAUCUGAUCAAGAAGUGGAAGGAGCCAUUCAGAAUAUGAAAUUGGGCAAAUCUCCAGGGCCGGAUGGACUAACUGCAAAGUACUACAAAACUUUGAAAGAAUGGUUAUUGCAACCGUUGAAAGAACUUUGUAAUGAAAUACUACGGGAGGAAAAGCACCCGAGUCGUGGAAAGAAGCGUACAUUACACUUAUACCAAAAACCGAGGGGAGAAGACACAGUUGAAAAACUACCGUCCCAUAUCCCUGUUAAAUGUGGAUUACAAAAUUUUUGCUGAUAUUAUGGCUUAGACAUAUAAAAACGUAUUGGUAAAAGAGAUUCAUAAAGACCAGGCGGGUUUUCUGCCUGGGAGACAUUUGUCAGACAACACUAGGAACAUCAUUAACAUUUUGGAAAAAUUGCAAGUCAAUAUUAAUACUAAAGCUGUUUUAAUAUUUGUAGAUGCAGAGAAAGCGUUUGAUAAUAUUUCUUGGAGUUUUAUGAAGAAAAAUCUGCAGGGGAUGGGGGUAGGCCAAAGUUUCGAAAAUGGUAUAAGUGCAAUUUAUUCGGAACAAAAGCUAAGCUUAUUGUGAACAAUGUAGUUACAGAAGAAUUUAAGAUAGAGAAAGGAACAAGACAGGGCUGCCCAAUCUCCCCAUUGCUUUUUAUAUCGGUCCUCGAGGUUUUGCUCAAUAUGAUUAGAAAAGACCAAUUGGUUAAAGGUAUACAACUCGGAGCUAAACAGUACAAAUUGAAAGCUUUCGCUGAUGAUUUAGUUUUGACAGUACAGGAGCCAGAAGCUAGCACAAAAAGGGUGCUACAAUUAAUACAAGAAUUUGGUCAAGUAGCUGGUUUUAAAUUAAACAAGAUGAAAACCAAGGUAUUAGAGAAAAAUCUUACAGAGAUAGAGAAGGAGAGGUUCCAGAAAGAGACAGGAUUAACAAUUGUUAACAAAGUGAAAUAUUUAGGGGUGAAUAUGACUGCUAAAAAUGUGAAUUUGUUUAAAGAUAAUUAUGAAAAAUGUUGGUCAGAGGUGAAGAAGGAUCUAGAAAUAUGGUCGAAAUUGAAGUUAUCAUUGCUUGGCCGAAUUGCUGCGAUAAAGAUGAAUGUACUGCCUAGAAUGUUGUUUUUGUUUCAAACAUUACAAAUUGUGGACAAAAUGGACUGUUUCAAGAGGUGGCAAAGAGACAUUUCCAAAUUUAUCUGGCAGGGCAAAAACCUAGAAUAAAAUUUAAGAUAUUAACAGAUGCGAAGGAAAGAGGGGGAUUUGCCCUGCCAGAUCUUAAACUUUACUAUGAAUCAGCCGCUUUUUGCUGGCUGAAAGAUUGGCUACUUCUUGAAAAUGUGGACAUUUUGGAUUUAGAAGGUUUUGAUAACGUCUUUGGAUGGCAUGCAUAUCUAUGGUAUGAUAAAGUUAAAGCGCAUAAGGCCUUUAAGAACCAUAUUGUCAGGAAAGCAUUGUUUAAUGUUUGGGUGAGAUACAAGGAUUUGUUGGAAAGUAAAACACCAAGGUGGCUGUCACCAAUGGAGGCAAAGGCAUUGAAAAAAACUAAUAUGGAGACAAACUGGCCAAAAUAUUGUGAAAUUUUAGAACAAGUUGGAGAUAAACUAAAAUUGCAGAGCUUCGACAAAUUAAAAACUAAAGUUCGAGAUUGGCUGCAUUAUUAUCAAAUAAGGGAGGUUUUUAACUUAGACAAAAGAUUGGUUUCCAGGAGGAAAAAUCUAAACUGGAAACGGAAUUGUUAGAACCUAAAACUAAAAAUUUGUCAAGAAUGUAUAAUCUGCUGUUGAAAUGGAAUACACAGGAUGAAAUGGUUAAAUCUGUUAUGAUUAAAUGGGCGCAAGAUGUUGGGCAUAACAUUAUGUUUGCUGACUGGGAACGGUUAUGGACCACAGGUAUGAAAUUUACGGCUUGCAAUGCUUUAAGAGAAAACAUAAUGAAAAUGAUUUACAGGUGGUACUUAACCCCAGUCAAGCUAGCAAAAAUUUAUCAUUUGCCUGAUAAUAAAUGUUGGAAAUGUAAAGAAAAUGAAGGUACUUUUUUUCACCUUUGGUGGACGUGCCCAAGGAUCAAGGCCUUCUGGGAAAUGAUAUAUAAUGAAUUAAAAAAGGUAUUGAAAUAUACUUUUCUGAAGAAACCAGAGGCCUUCCUCCUGGGCAUGGUCGGCCAAUUGGUGCGAAGGGAAGAUAGAACUUUUUUCAUGUAUGCGACAGCAGCAGCAAGAAUACUCAUUGGGAAAUACUGGAAGACACAAGAAUUGCCUACUCGGGAAGAAUGGCAGAUGAAAGUGAUGGACUAUAUGGAACUGGCUGAGAUGACCGGCAGAAUUCGAGACCAGGAAGAAGGGUCGAUGGAAGAAGAUUGGAAAAAAUUCAAAAUAUAUCUUCAAAAAUACUGUAAUAUAAAAGAAUGUUAGAAAGAGGUUGGAAAAGAAUAUUAGGUCGUAUUGGCAGAUAUGAGUAUAAUGGAAUUAAGUAAAUAUGAAGUAUGGAAAUUGAUGAAGAUAGAGGAGAAUUAAAUAUUAUUGAAUGUUAAAAUGUUAAAAUAAGUAAAUGAAAAGAAGGUUAGAAGGAUUUGCUGGAAAUACAAUUUGAAUUAGAAUACAAAGCUGAGAGGUGAGAGGAGGUCAUGGAAAUAAGCAAAGGGAAAAAAGGUUAGGUAAAGGUUUAAUUUUUGCUUUAUUUUAAUGUAAUGCAUCUUUAUAUAUAUAUAUAUUUUUUUAUAUAAUAUUUAUUCAAAUUUUAAGAUUACAGAAAAAGAAAAAGUAAAGCAAGAAAAACCAAUCACAUACAUCUUACAAGAGAAACACACAAUACAAGAAAAAAUACACAAGACAAAAAAUCACAAUAAGAAAUAACAAAAGAAAAAUUCAAAUUAAACCAUUAGAACCAUUUUCCCAUUUACUUAUUUCCGUGACUUCCCUCACUUCUCUGCUUUGUAUUCUAAUUCAAAUUGUAUCUCCAGCAAAUCCUUCAAACAUUCUUUUCAUUUACUUAUUUUGACAUUUUAACAUUCAAAAAUAUUUAAUUCUCCUCUAUCUUUUAUUUUACACUUCAUAUUUACUUAAUUCCAUUAUACUCUGUCUGCCAAUACGGUCUAAUAUUUCUUCUCCAACCUUUUCUAACAUUCUUUUAUGUUACAGUGAUUCUGAAGAUAUGUUUUAAACUUUUUUAAGUUGUAUGGCAGGGCAAAUCCACCUCUUUCUUUAGCAUCAGUUAAAAUCUUAAAUUUUAUUCUUGGCUUUUUGCCCUGCCAUACAAAUCUCGAAAUAUCUCUCUGCCAUUUCUUGAAACAGUCCAUUUUGUCCAAAAUCUGUAAUGUUUGAAACAAAAACAACAUCCUAGGCAAUACAUUCAUCUUUAUCGCAGCAAUUCGGCCCAACAAUGAUAGCUUCAAUUUUGACCAUAUUUCCAAAUCCUUCUUUACUUCUAACCAACAUUUUUCAUAAUUAUCUUUAAACAAAUUCACAUUUUUAGCAGUCAUAUGAACCCCUAAAUAUUUCACUUUCUUAACUAAUGUUAAUCCUGUCUCCUUCUGAAACCUCUCUUUCUCAAUCUCUGUAAGAUUUUUCUCUAAUACCUUAGUUUUCAUCUUAUUCAAUUUAAAACCUGCUACUUGACCAAAUUCUUGAAUUAAUUGCAAUACUCUUUUUGUACUGGAUUCUGGCUCCUGUAGUGUCAAAACUAAAUCAUCAGCAAAAGCUUUCAAUUUGUACUGUUUAGCUCCGAGUUGUAUACCUUUGACCAAUUGGUCUUUCCUGAUCAUGUUAAGCAAAACCUCCAGGACCGAUAUAAAAAGCAGUGGGGAGAUUGGGCAACCCUGUCUUGUUCCUUUCUCUAUCUUAAAUUCUUCUGUAACUACGUUAUUUACAAUCAACUUAGCUUUUUGUUCCGAAUAAAUUGCACCUAUACCGUUUUCAAAACUUUGACCUACCCCCAUCCCCUGCAGAUUUUUCUUCAUAAAAUUCCAAGAAAUAUUAUCAAAGGCUUUCUCCGCGUCCACAAAUAUUAAAACUGCUUUAGUAUUAAUAUUAACUUGCAAUUUUUCUAAAAUAUUAAUGAUAUUCCUCGUAUUGUCUGACAAAUGUCUCCCCGGGAGAAAGCCCGCUUGGUCUUUAUGAAUUUCUUUCACCAAUACAUUUUUUAAUCUUUUAGCCAUAAUUUCUGCAAAAAUUUUGUAAUCCACGUUAAGUAGGGAUAUGGGACGGUAGUUCUUCAGCUGUGUCUUUUCCACUUCUGUUUUCGGUAUGAGUGUAAUAUAUGCUUCUUUCCACGACUCGGGUGCCUUUCCUCCCCGUAGUAUUUCAUUGCAAACUUCUUUCAAAGGCUGCAUUAACCAUUCUUUCAAAGAUUUAUAAUACUUUGCAGUCAGACCAUCUGGCCCUGGAGAUUUGCCCAAUUUCAUGUCCUGAAUAGCUCCUUCCACCUCUUGAUCAGAUAUUGUAGAGUUUAAUAUUGAUUUACUCUCUUGAGAUAUUUUUUGUAAUCCAUUUAUUUUCAAAAACUGAUCAAUGUCUAUUUCUUUCUGGAUCUCCUGCGUAUAUAACUGUUUGAAGUACUUCUGGAAACACUUUUGGAUCUCCCCAGGAUUCUGUAUGUUCUUCCCUUCUACUACCAAAUUCGUAAUAGUGUUAAGCUUUUGUCUUUUUUUCAUUUGCCAUGCCAAUAAUUUCCCACACUUAUUUGCAGAUUCAAAUGACUUUUGUCUCAUCUGUUUAAUCUUCCAUUCUAUUUCCUGAUUCAUCAGUUUCAUAUAUUGUACUUGGUAUAACUUUAUCUCUUUUAAAAUCUCCUGUGAAUUCGGUUUCGCCCUCAGUCUUUUUUCUCCAUCCUUAAUUUUCUCCAAAAUUUUUUCUCUCUUCUCAUUUUGGUGUCUUUUCCUAAUUGCAUUUUGUUGUAUCAGAAAUCCUCUCAUCACCGCUUUACUAGCAUCCCAAAUCACUCUUUUCUCAGUCGUAGUGUUCAUAUUUAUCUCAAAAUAGUCUCUCAGGUUUUUCUGGGCCUUUUUAAUGAUUUCCUCAUUCCUAAGCAAGGAGUCAUUCAUCCUCAAUCUGAAAGCUCCAUUUGGCGUUAAUAUCAUUUCCAUCUUUACUGGGUUAUGAUCAGAGCAGAUUUUAGGACAAAUUACCGCUUUUUUUGUCUUAGGGGCCAGUCCCCUGGUUAUCCAAAUUUGGUCUAUUCUUGUCCAUGUCAUUUUUGCUUCAGAGAAGAAGGUUCCUUCUCUUUCCAAGGGGUUCUUUAUUCUCCAAAUAUCCACAAGGUCCAUAUUGUCAGUCAUUUCAAAAAAUGUCUUUGGUAGUCUACCAUCUUUCGUCACUGUUUGUCUUUGGGCUUUAUCCAUGUUUGUAGACACUACACCAUUCAUGUCUCCCAUCAAAAUUAUAUUGUAAUCCAAAUAGUCCAAUAGGGUUUCAUGCAGUUUUUUAAAGAAUUCUGAUUUUCCCUCAUUUGGCGCAUAAACACCUAAUAUCAAAAACUUCUGACCAUGAAGCUGAAUUUCAAUUGCUAUAUAUCUUCCUUGAUCAUCUUUAAAUAAAAAUUUUGGUGACAGGCUUUCCUUUGCAUAGAGUACUACUCCUCUUUUUUUCACAUUGUCCGAUGAAAUAAAUUCUUCUCCCAAUCUUUUAUUAAUCAAAAUUUUCCGAUGUAGCCUUGUCACGUGCGUUUCUUGUAAACAAAUCAAGUCCAAAUGUUCUUUUUUUAAUGUAUGAAAUACUCUCCCCCUUUUUUCCGAAGAAUUUAAGCCAUUAAUGUUCCAACUUAGUACUUGCAGUGUCAUUUUGUACUUACUCUCCUUCUCCCCCAACAGCCCCCAGAAGUUUGUCUAUAUCUGUCGGUGGCGUUGGUUUCACUUUUUUUUGCAGACUCUUAUCCGGUACAACAGGCUCUUUUCCCAGUCCUUUCUGUAGAUCUUCUUCGUAUGCGCUCAAGAACUUGUUCUUUUCCUCCACUGAUCUUAUCUUUGUCUUUCUUCCUUUAAAGCUAAAGGAUAGGCCUUGAGGAAAUUCCCACCUAAAAAGGAUCUUAUUUUUUCUCAACAGGGCCACCAAGUCUCCAAAGUCUUGUCUUAAAUCCAAGAGGUGUUUCGGUAUAUCUUUAAAGAUUUCCACUUUUGAUUGCAGAAUUGUCAAAGGUUUCUCAUAAUGCAAACCCAAAAUUUUAUCCCUCUCUUCUUUGGAUCGGAGGGUAAUCAAACAGUCCCUUAUUUUAAUCUUUUUUCCUCCUUUUCCCAAUCUGAAGGCCCUCACAAUCUUGAAAUCUUCUUGUUUCAAAUCUGAUUUCCAAAAUUCCGCAAAUUCUUGUGUCAGAAAAUCUAUCAAGGUGCCCUUCUCCAGCUCAGGAACAGCUCUAAUUCUUAGAUUGGAUUGUUUGUCUCUGAGUUCGAUCAUAGACAGCGUCAGCUUAUGUUCUGCAAUCUCUUUCUGUAAGUCUGGUACCUUCUCAGUUUCCAGUUGCCCCACUUUAAAUUCCACAGCAGCAGUUUUUUCCUGUAUAGACUUUGAGUCCUGCAAUAGUCUCUGAAUGGAUUCUGUAUUACUAUUUACCUUUUCCCCCAAGUUAUCUAAUGUUUCUGUAUUUAAGUCAAUUUUUUUAUUUGCAAUGUCCACUUUCUGGUUCGUUUCUUCAACCUUCUUAUUCGUCUCAUCAACCUUUGUGCUAAGUUGUUGUAAAGUUUCAUUAAUCUUGGCCAGGGCACUGGCUAGAAUUUCUUCAGACAUUCCACUGGACUUAACUUGUGUUGCUGUCGUAGGCAAGCCGGCAGAUGAUUGCCUUCGAUGCCCCCAAGGUUUCCCAGAUCUCAAAACUGACGGAUCUAAUUUCUCUCUGCCAUCUGCCAUAACAAUGUGAAGGUCAAGGCCGUUUUCAAAUAUGCUGUUCCUGUUUACCAGUGGAAAAUUCCUUUGCUGCAAUUUCAGGGAGUCCCACUAGGUGGACACUGUUACCACCAUCCAAACUAGUCACUUUCCUUAUUGAAUAACAGGAAAGGAAAGAGAAACUAAGUAUAAACAAAGAUCGAGAUACAGUUCCAAAAUGUAACUUUCCAAUUAUUUUUCCAGCGAGGCUGGCCACAGUAUAUCCACCUUACUGUCAGCAGUUGGCUUUGACAGAUUUUGACAGCUGAGACGUCUCACUGGCAAAUCGCUCUUUAAACAUUUAUACAGUCCAGAAAAAACAAACCCCUUCCUUUUUUAUUCUCAGAAGGGUAGAAUCACCAAAAGUUCUCAGGUCGGGAAACAGCUCUUUUCAAAUCAGUUUCCAACGUUUAGCUCAAAGUCUCUAUGCUUUACACUAUUUACAAGGCAGGAAGCGGACUUCCUGUUUACACUUCCCACCGCGGUAGCCAAUUUUAGUCCUUGUUUUUGUUCCAAAUAAAGCCUUUCAAUUUUUAGUCCAAUUCACAAGCUUUAGAUCCAAUUUCUCCUACUCACGAUCAAUCUUUUAGUCCGAAUGUUCCAGGAAGAAAUCAGCGCUCUCCAGCAACGGCAACACGGCUUCGCUCCGCGAAAGCAGCAAUCAACUCACAGCACCACGCCUCUCCCCCGUUCGGCUCCGAAGCCUCAAAAAACAAGGCUUCCUCGCGAUUUGGGGGGGCGCUAAAGGGUGCCCGCCGAGUCUCCACGUUUGCAGGCUUCCGCGCCUGCGAUUUCUAUGGGUCCCCGCUUCGCCGCAGCGCUCAGGACCCGAUUUUCGCGGAGCCGAUUCCCUCCGUGUGAAGAGAAUCCCCCGUUCGCUAAUGGCGCUGAUCCGGAAGUUAUUGUGUGACGAUUUUGUGUCCAAGAUCUUACUGAGAUUUGAAAGCCUGAUAUGAUGUGCACUCAAAACCGAGUUCAUUGGAUUUUCCCACCACCAUACCUGGAGGCACCACCCAGACACCUAUUAAUGGCCCAGCAAUUCCUCCUGAACUCUCCCUAUUCUCUGCUGAAGCAGAGAAGGGGGGGGGGUUAAGAAGCUGCUGGAGAAUAAUGGGAAUGGCCCUCUCCGGCUGCAAGAAGCUCCUCCCGUAUCCCGGUCUCAAAGAACACACAAGAUCAUGAGAACUGAGUUUCUUGGGUUUUUCCCCACCACACCUGGUGGCACCACUUGAGCAUCUACUGAUGGCCCAUCACCACCUCCUGAACCCCCCUUCCUCGUGCUCCCCAGCUAUCCCCAGUGUUUGUUUCUAGAACAGUAGCUACCUGAAUGUCCCUAAGGAUGUGGCAUAAUUUUUCUUUCUCCUUCUCUCUCUCUCCCCUCAUCUUCAGUUUUUUCAGUAUCAUCAAUGCCUUAUUUCAAAUACAAGGGGAUCCCAUUUUCUCCAGAGUUUGUUUCAGAGGAAACACUCAGCUACGUGGAAAACGACUUCCAACUGUUGGAUGAUGAUAUAGUGAAUGUCACUUACCCCAAGUCAGGUCAGUGUUCCAAUUAGAAAAAUAGAUUUUGGAUUUAGUGGACAUAGUGUCCACUAAACCUGCCAGCCAUAAGUUUGCUAUUGACAUAAGUCAUGAACCACCACCAUGUAGCUGGAUAGUCCCUGGAAACCCAUGAAAAAUGAAUGAGUUUUUCAGAUACAGUCAUAGCUUGGAUCCUGAACAUCUUGGAAGCUGACUUUCUGGCUCCCGAACGAUCGAAAUCUGGAAGUGAAUGUUCCAGUAUUCGAACGUUGGUUUUUUUAGGAUGCAAAACAUGUAGUAAAGCUUCUACUAUUCUUUAUGAAACGCCUGCACAAUCGGAAACCAAUUGACAGCUACUCCUUGGUUUCUGAAAAUGGACUUCCGGAACGGUUUCCUUUCAAUUUACGAGGUACAACUGUAUUGCAAUAUAUAUGACCAUCUUAAACCAGUUCUCCAUUCCUGGAUAACGAUUACUUAAAUUAUAAGACAUUUACAAAUGAAGGAAGAUGGACAGCAAAUAAGUUGAAUAUCUCAAAAGAACUGUCUACCUCAUGUGAAAGUUACAUGUUUUUCACUUUCUGAACUACACAAAGUGAAACACAGGCAAUUCCUGAUUUUUGCAAUGUGCUUCUUCAGCUAAGUAAUGUGUACAAAAAUGCAUAUAAGUGUGCAUAAAAUGCAUACUUUAGUGGGGGAAAGCAUAGAAAUGCAUUAUAUUGGGGGGAAAUGCUUUGUAAAAAUGUGCAAGAAAUUUCACAAACUGAGCGCUCAUGAGCUGGACUGAGAAUAUUCCCAGGAGAAUCUUAUAUGCUAUGGCAUGCUUCUGUCAUGUCACUUGGAAGGCUGUCAGUGCUGGAUAUGGGUGGUGUGGGUGGUUCCCUUGCAAAGGGGCCCAAGCCGUGGGGGUUCAUAAUCAUAAUCACAAUCAAAUCUAUACUUAUAUGGUUACCUAAUGAUAUUUAUUAAAAAAGAAACUGUACCUUAAGAUAUUAUUGCGAAAAUAUAUUGGGGAGGUGAGGGGGAAAUUUUGUCCUUGCUCAGGACACCAUAUUACCAAAGUCUAUCUCUGAUGCUGUGUCAGGAUAACCAUCUCUACAGGUUGAUUGUAUAUAGACGAAUAAGCCACCUUUCUGGUAUAGUCAUUUUCCAAAAAUCCUCAUAAUUAACACGCAGUUAAUUUAAUAACUGAAUUAAAACAACAUGGAUUGACAAGAGCACAGCAAGGUGACUGUCCACCAGAAUAAAGAUUCUGUGAAAACCCACAACACAGGAGCUAAAUCCUAGGGCUAGGAAGUCCAUAGUAAGGCUACUUAGCAGUAUAAUUCAAGGAACCACAGGAUACUAGACUAGGAACCCCAUGAGUACAUCACAAAUCUAGCAAGCAGGUAAGUCAAUGGGUAACUAAGUUAAAAGAAGCAAAUUAUCAAGACCAGCAGGGGUGUGGGGUUUUUGCAUUGUUUUGCACCCUCUGCCUUUUGUAUGAAUAUCUCCCCAUGUGUAUGUCAGAAGUGCCAUGAGUUUCAGGCUCUCAGGGAACAAGUUCCUUCCCUUGAAGCCAAGGUUGCAGAACUAGAAAGUGUAGGAGGCAGAGUAAGUGGCCAAGGAGACCUUCAGGGAUGUGGUAGCUGGGUGGCCCUCCCACAAUGACAGUUCUCCUGCCCUCAGGAAGAAGGGAGGUCCUGAGAAAGGGGAACAUCACUUUGAAGAAGAGGGAGGCAUUCCCUUAGAAAGGACCCGUUUCUUGGGAGUUGGUAUUGGGACCUGUGCUUUUGUAACUUGUUCAUAAAUGAUCAAGUAGUGAGGUGACCAGGUUUGCUGACCCUAAAAAUAGAUGGUCAGUAAAAUGGUGAAUGAAUUUAAUGUAAACAAGUGUGAAGUGAUGCAUAAUGGAGCAAAACAUCUCAAUUUCCCGUACACGCUCAUGGGGUGUGAAGUGGAGGUGAUGCAGCAAGAGCGAGACAUUGGAGUAAUCUUCAAUAGCUCAAGGAAGAUGUUCAUCCAGUGUGCAGUGGUUGUGAGAAAAGCAGAUUCCAUGCUGGGGAACACUAGGAACGGAAUGAACACAAAACUGCUGCUAAGAUAAUGCUUCUCUCUAGCUUCCCACAGGCUUCUGGGAGAAACAGGAUGCCAGACUCAAUGGGUCAUUGGCGUCAUCCAGAAGGCUAUUCUUCUGUUCUCACUUGUGCCACACUCAACGAAAAAAUAUAGUCAGUUUCACCAUGGUAAACCGUUCCAGAAUUUUGGGGUCUUGCCCCAUAGGAGUGUGCUGAAUAGCUAGAAGAGGAAGAAAAUUCAUUGAAAUUCUUAUGUUUGUCUAAUUGCUUUUCAAGGGCCAGGUAUUAAUGCACAAUGACUGACUGGUGGAUUUCCUCCUAGGUACUCAUUGGAUGUCGGAGAUCUUGAGCUUAAUCCAGAGUCAAGGGGACCCCUCAUGGGUUCAGAAUGUACCACUGUGGGAAAGGGCACCCUGGAUUGAGCUGGAUGAUAACUUGCAGAUUGCCUUGAAAAAUCCUCCCCCCAGGCUCCUGGCUACUCAUCUGCCAUUCCAGCUUUUCCCCAAGUCCUUCCUCCACUCCAAGGCCAAAGUAAGAGAGGAACAAUGGACACAUCAAGACUGCCUUUGACUUAUGUCUUUUUGAGACACAGAUGUGGGGGAUUCUGGAACACUUGACACAGCCUGUUUACAGGAGGAUGCCAUUUUCUGUACUAGAGAAUGGGGAAAAAUACUGGGAAUCUCCUUAGCAGUUUCCUGAUUGUGGAAGAACUUUAAGUGUACAAGGUCCACAUGCAUGGUUAGCCCAGGUCCUCACUGGAGGUUUCCCCUGUUCCCAUGUCAGGUUUUAUUUAUCAUGCCUUCAGUUUGCUGCCACACUCUGCCUAUUGAUAGUGUUGGGCUGCCUGGGCCCUCCUUCAAUAUAGCUCUUCCUCUGAGGUGGGGAUUGGUUUUGUUUUGGUAUAAUUUUGUUUUGUUUUGUUUUGUUUUGCUAUUCUAUUUUGUAAAUGGAGGCUAGUAUGAGGCUUGGGAUUGCUACCGUGGAGGGGCGAGGGAGGUAUGGCGGUGGGGGCAGAUGUCAUAGGCGAAGGGGAUCGAGAUACGGAUAUGCUCCUACCCCUUCCAAUCUGCGCCCCAUCCCUAGGGACGAGGGUAGGGUGAGCAAGGAUUACUCACCUCCGUCACUGCUGUUGUGCCAGGUCUACAGGCAACAAAACCGCCACCCUGCGAGAUUUCCUUACCUCGCAGGGGGUCGACCUGGCUUGUGUGACGGAGACCUGGGUGCGUGAAGGGGAAACUGUUACCUUACGAGAGAUGGCGCCCCUGGGUUUCUCCGUCCUCCACCAGUCCUGGACUGUGGGCCAGGUGGGGAGGGGUGGUAUUAUUAAUCCAGAAAGAUUGUUCUUUCAGGGCUCUACCAUUGCCAUCGAUCCCCGGCAUUGAAUGUGUUGGCCUAGUGUGGGGCUCCGAGGUGAGCUUGGCUGUCUGGCUGGUGUACCGGCCACCUAGCGCACCAGCAGCCACCCUAUCAGGCCUGCUGGAGGUGGUGGCCGGCUGGCUCUUGGAGUUCCCUAACCUAUUGGUAUUGGGGGACUUCAACAUCCAUGCUGAUGCCACUCCCUCCUCACAGGCUCAGGACCUGGUGUCUUCCAUGGCGACACUAGGGCUUUCCCAGUUUGUUUCGGGUCCCACACAUCAAGCAGGCCACACGCUGGAUUUGAUCUUUGGCGUCAGUAUAGAUGUGAUCAUGUCUCCUUCGAUGAAGGUGCCAUGGUCUGAUCACUACACUCUGAAAGCCAGGACUGACUUUCCACUCCCACCCUGCUUAGGUGGCGAGCCAAUUUGGGCUUACCUGCAGAGGCUGAUGGACCCUGAUAGAUUCCGCCAAGCCUUGCAGGACCUUGCUCCCCCUGACGACUCAUUGACUGAGCUUGUUGAGGGCUGGAAUAUCCAGCUCCUGGCAGCCAUCGAUGAGAUUGCACCUAAGCGCCCUCUGCGACCCCGCAGAAACCGGGCUCCCUGGUUUACCGAGGAGCUUUGGAAAAUGAAGCGGGACCUCAGACGGCUAGAGCGAGUAUGGCAGGGUGCCCGUGACGGAGCCUCAAGAACAUCUUAUAGGGUUUUUAUGAAAACCUAUGAAAUGGCAGUGAAGGCCACUAAGAAGUCUUACUUCUCGGCCUCCAUUGCAUUCGCUAGCUCUCGCCCGGCGCAAUUAUUUAGUAUAAUUAGGUCUUCAACGUCCCUUGAGGGACAGCCAAAUUUAAAUAAUAAUUUGACACACAGCUGUGAGGCAUUUGCAAGCUUUUUUUGCAGAGAAGGUCCUGCUGCUCCGCCAUGACCUCCCUGCCCAUUUGGAUACAAUAAAAGAACUGGAGGCCCCUCGACUGUCCUCGGGUCCAGUACUGGACCACUUUGACCGGAUAUCCCCAGCCGAUGUGGACAGACUCCUCCGAGCUGGAAAGCCCACCACCUGUCCUCUCUUGGCUGAUUAGAGCGUGUCCAGACGAGGUGCGGGCCCCCCUGGGGGAUAUCAUCAAUUUGUCCCUUGGCAGCGGGACAUUCCCAGGGGAACGAAAGAAGGCAGUGGUGCGCCUGCUCUUAAAGAAAACAUCAUUAGAUCCCUUGUUGUUGUUUGUUUAGUCGUUUAGUUUUGUCCGACUCUUCGUGACCCCAUGGACCAGAGCACGCCAGGCUCUCCUGUCCUCCACUGCCUCCUGCAGUUUGGCCAGACUCAUGUUUGUAGCGUCGAGAACACCGUCCAACAAUCUCGUCCUCUGUCGUCCCCUUCUCCUUGUGCCCGCCAUCUUUCCCAAAUUAGAUCCCUUAGAUCUAUCCAAUUAUCGCCCGGUUUUGAAUCUUGCAUUCCUGGGUAAGGUGAUUGAGAGAGCGGUUGCUGAACAGCUUGGUAGGUUUCUGGAUGAAACAUCGGCUCUGGAUCCAUUCCAGUCCAGCUUCCACGCUGGUCAUGGGACUGAGACGGCCCUGGUCACCCUAACAGAUUAUCUCCGCAGGCAGCUGGAUCGAGGCAGGUUGGGGCUGCUGAUUCUUCUAGACCUGUCAGCAGCCUUCGACAUGGUCGAUCACGAACUCCUGGACUUCCGCCUUGCCGACGUGGGGAUCCAGGGCACAGUCCUUCAAUGGCUGUGCUCGUUUCUCUCUGGUCGGGGACAGAGGGUGGCGCUUGGGGGGGGGAAUUGUCAUCGCGCCGCUCCUUGGUGUGUGGAGUGCCUCAGGGUGCGAUACUCUCCCCCAUGCAUUUUAACAUCUUUAUGCGCCCCCUCACCCAGCUUGUCCGGAGUUUUAGGCUGGGCUGCCAUCAGUAUGCUGAUCACACCCAACUCUAUCUGUUGAUGGAUGGCCAUCCUGACUCGGCCCCAGACACACUGACCAGAUGUUUGAAAGCUGUGGCUGGAUGGUUACGUGGGAGCCGGUUGAAGUUAAAUCCUUCGAAGACAGAAGUCCUCUGGCUGGGACGGGACGAUAUGGGAUUGAGGGGGCAACUCCCAUCUCUUGCGGGGGUGCAAUUGGUGCCAGCACCGUCCGUUAAUAGUUUGGGUGUAAUCUUCGAUACCUCCCUCUCCAUGGAGGCGCAGAUUACAGCUAUAACAAAGGCGGCAUUUUUUCACCUCAACCAAGCUAAGCAGUUGGCUCCUUACCUCUUUCGCCCUGACCUAGCCACUGUGAUCCACACGACGGUCACCUCCAGACUGGAUUAUUGUAACUCGCUCUACGUGGGACUGCCCUUGAGACUGACCCAGAAACUCCAGCGGGUGCAGAAUGCCGCGGCGAGACUCCUUAUGGGGUCUUCGCUGCGAGAUCACAUUCAUCCGGUACUAUACCAGCUGCACUGGCUCCCGGUGGAGUACAGGAUCAGGUUUAAGGUGCUGGUUUUAACCUUUAAAGAUCUAUACGGCCUAGGACCCUCGUACCUACGGGACCGCCUCUCCUGGUAUGCCCCACAGAGGAACCUACGGUCUGCAAAUAAAAACAUCCUGAAGGUCCCAGGCCUCAGAGAGGUUAGGCUAGCCUCAACUAGAGCCAGGGCUUUCUCGGCUGCGACUCCAAUCUGGUGGAACGCUCUGUCACAAGAGACUAGGGCCCAGCGGGACCCGACAUCUUUCUGCAGGGCCUGCAAGACAGAGCUGUUCCACCAGGCCUUUGGUCAGGGCACAGCCUGUCUCCCUCCUUUCACAAUCUUCACAGAACUUUAGCUUAAUGGUUGCCAUCAAUUUGAUUUUAAUUAAUUUUUAUAAUGAAAUGUUUUUAGAAUGUUGCACUAUUUUAUUGUUGUUAGCCGCCCUGACCCCGGCUUCGGCUGGGGAGGGUGGGAUAUAAAUAAAAUUUAUUAUUAUUAUAUUAUUACUACAGGUAGUCUAUACUCUGCGUAACCCCAGAGAUGCUAUGGUUUCAAGCUACCACUUCAUCAAAGGCUUUAAAGUAUUGAAAGACCCUGGAACUGUGGAAGAGUUCAUGGAGAGAUUCCUGAGAGGGGAAAGUAUGGAAGGAGGCAAAUCAGCCACUCUUGUUUGCUGUGACCCAGCACCAGUGAUGUCCACCACCAGAAAACAUUUAUUUUCAGCUAACUCUACAGUUCUAUCAGAAAUCUAUAAUUCCCAGUUGGAUUCAUGGAGAAGGGCAGAAAUGUGGCAAAGUCCUACAUUUGUCAUUUGCUUUCAAAGAAAAUCAAUAAAUGUCCUUUCAAAUGGGCGAGAUUGGCACUAAAAUGAGAUUAGGGUGAAACUUAAGGAAAGCCUAGAACAGCUGGGUGAGAUUGGCACCAACAAGAGAAUAGAUCAGAAUCGAUGAUAGCAGACAUUCUCACUGCUGGCAGAAAGAAAAAGAAACCUUAAUGGAGAAAGCCCAUUAAAUUGUAAGAUUGUUGACUCAUUCAAACCUUUACUUCUCUUGUAUGUGGAUAAUGUCAGUAGAUAGAUCAGUCAGGAGGUGGCAUUGGACUCAGGGUAGUGUUGAAGUCUCCUGUUACUGAUUUUGUUUUUAAGGGAUAAUGCAGUUAUUUUCCAAGUUCCUGACUGAUGUUUCCUCUACGUCUACAAUAGCAUCCUCUACUCCCUCCCACAACUCCUUACAUUUCACCCUUGCUUCCCCUUUGCUCUUCCAGUAGAUUAUGGUUCCUGGUUUGACCAUGUGAAAGGCUGGGUGGAGAUGAAGGAGAGAGCCAACAUCUUCUUUAUCACCUAUGAAGAACUACGGCAGGUAAAGGUCCAGUUUUAACUGUGUUGACCUGCAGCCCCUAUUCUGAUAUUAUUCACACAUGAAGCUGCCUUCUUUUUUGAAAGAUUCUACCAAUAUUGGCCAGAAAGGGAUUCUGAGCAUGUGCAAAAUUCGGUGCUACCUCUACAUACACUGCAUAUCAUGUGCAGAGUACAUUUCCUUAUUUCUACAUUGGAGCAGAUGUGACAAUAACCUGCUUUUCUGCUGCAAAGGUAAUGUCUCUUGGUAACUCAGGUGCCCCCUGUGUUCGGUACUGGCUGAGGAGAGGUGGAGACAGAGUGGCUUCUGCAAGGUGA
This is a messenger RNA of Podarcis lilfordi (Lilford's wall lizard), 29106 nucleotides long. Lineage: Eukaryota; Metazoa; Chordata; Lepidosauria; Squamata; Lacertidae. The record is from the annotation of a GenBank genome assembly.